Molecule: messenger RNA, 1967 nt
Organism: Ixodes scapularis (black-legged tick)
Lineage: Eukaryota; Metazoa; Arthropoda; Arachnida; Ixodida; Ixodidae
Exons: 1
Coding region: 1-1653 (550 amino acids)
Biological process (GO): retrotransposition
Cellular component (GO): ribonucleoprotein complex
Molecular function (GO): single-stranded RNA binding
Source: RefSeq, a predicted model, not a curated record
AUGCUGAAGUAUUCCUUGUUCGUCACGCAGAUGCUGCCGUGGCUUGUUUGCCCGAUCUGGAACGCAGGCCAGUUCAUCGCGCCACAACAUGACUCAGCGGACACGACCCAAUUCCUGCAUAGCAGCCACGAUUGGCUGCCGCAAAUCACGACGACAUCGACGUCAUCAGCAGCUGGACUACAUAAGCAACAACGGGACAAGCAGGACUUGAGAGGGCCCGGCAUCCACGCAGCAGCCAAGAUGCUGAAGUAUUCCUUGUUCGUCACGCAGAUGCUGCCGUGGCUUGUUUGCCCGAUCUGGAACGCAGGCCAGUUCAUCGCGCCACAACAUGACUCAGCGGACACGACCCAAUUCCUGCAUAGCAGCCACGAUUGGCUGCCGCAAAUCACGACGACAUCGACGUCAUCAGCAGCUGGACUACAUAAGCAACAACGGGACAAGCAGGACUUGAGAGGGCCCGGCAUCCACGCAGCAGCCAAGAUGCUGAAGUAUUCCUUGUUCGUCACGCAGAUGCUGCCGUGGCUUGUUUGCCCGAUCUGGAACGCAGGCCAGUUCAUCGCGCCACAACAUGACUCAGCGGACACGACCCAAUUCCUGCAUAGCAGCCACGAUUGGCUGCCGCAAAUCACGACGACAUCGACGUCAUCAGCAGCUGGACUACAUAAGCAACAACGGGACAAGCAGGACUUGAGAGGGCCCGGCAUCCACGCAGCAGCCAAGAUGCUGAAGUAUUCCUUGUUCGUCACGCAGGUUAGUUACAUGUCAAAUGCACAUGAGUUCCGUAGUGACUGUAGAUUUUUGUUUGUCCUGCCGGGUCCUCAAAAGUGCCAUGAAAUUCUGUCAGAAUGUUGGGAUGUUGUGGUAUUGUUCUGUAAAUGGCAACUUUUACUGUCCGGAGACGUAGAGGAAAACCCUGGGCCUGACGGAAACGUUGAGGAUAUGGUACGCCAGAUUUUAUCUAACCAGAACCGAAUUGCUGAGGACAUAAAAGAAAUCAGAACAAACCAAGAGAAUAUGAAAGUUAACCAGUCACGCCUAGAAGCUAGUGUAAAUGAGAUUAACAGUAAAAUCAACAAAAUUGAGAUCACAAUGAAAACUGUUCAGGCUCUGAAUGAAAACGUAAAAGAAAUUGAGAAGAAGGUUCAAAGCCUCGAGAAAACGAUAGAAUAUCAGAACGACCGAUUGACUGACUUCGAGAACCGAAGCCGCAGGAACAAUCUGCUAGUAUUUGGAAUACCAGAAGUAGACAAAGAAAGUGAAGAUGAUCUGAAAAAGAAGGUGAUAAAAGAACUAUUUGAGAUUAAACUUGGUGUUCAAAUCGCGUCCCUUGAAAGGAUUCACAGAGUGGGAUAUAAACGAAACGAAUCAUGCAGGCCAGUCAUAAUAAAGCUGUUUAAUUAUAAUGAAAAGUUAGCCGUGCUAAAGAAUUGCAGAAAGUUAAAAGGGACGAAGAUUAGUGUAAGUAGCGACUAUGCCAGAGAGACCCGAGAAAAACGUAAGAAACUAUGGAACUCUGCCUCGGAAAACAAAGCCAAUGGGGAUGAAGUGUUUCUAGUGCAUGACAAACUCAAAAUUAAUAAUCAGACCUUUGAAUGGGAUCUGAAGCAGGAUCAACGAUUCCCUACAAGAAUCCACAGUGCAAGGGGCGAAUGACUUGAUAACCAAGCGAAUGUUCCUGCAGAAUUAAGAGUAAUCAAUCUAAACGCACGAAGUAUACUGAAUAAAGUUGCCGACCUGGAAAGUAUAUUGCUGUGUCAAUCCCCGCACAUUGUUAUCAUGACAGAAACAUGGCUUACAUCGGAUGUAAAGAGUGACUGUGUCAUUCCCCCAAACUACAAAUUAAUAAGAAAAGAUAGGGCUUCUCGUGGAGGUGGCGUUGCUAUCGCUGUUAAGAUUAAUAUGCAAUGUGUAGUCUUAGAUCAUUGUUUGGAUGAUAUGCUGUUUUGUAAAAUAAAAUAUGGUGAUUU